CGGGCGGUCGCGGAUUCGGGCCGCGGUCGGCAGUCCGGCUACUCGCGGCUCCCGAUAUAUCCGCCAGUGUUCCAGCGGCCGGCCCGCAUACCGCGCCACUACCAUCAUAACGCGCUCUAUGGGAGAUUUAUCGCUUCUGUAUAAAUUUACUGUAUUGUGGGAUCAACGCCGUUUGAUCUGUUAUUCGCAUCAGCGUCAGGAGUGAGCUGCUGCGUAAACACCGGGAUUUAUGUGGUUAGAGCAGUGAGUGUCGGUGUGUGACCAGUGUCGGUGGUGUGGUGGUGUAGUGGAGAUGGAGACUGUGAGCUGGUGAGCUACCCUCGACGGCAGCAUGUCGCGCCGGGAGGGCCGCGUGGAGCGCGGGGAGUACCCGCUACCGCCGCCCAGCAAGUGUGCCAAAGUGUUGUACUACACAUGGAAGCUAUGCUCGGUGGUGUUCUCCCACUUCGUGAUGAUCAGCCUGGUGGUGGCCUACUGCAUCCUGGGAGCCGUCACCUUCGAGAAACUGGAAGCCCAGCACGAAAGAGAGGUGAAGCAGAACAUAUCUCAGAUCCGCAGCAACACGACGCAGAGCAUCUGGACGAUGACUCGCACCGUGCCACUCUUCAACCAGACCAACUGGACCUCUGAGGUCGUCGACAUGCUCAAGGACUUUGAGAACGCGAUCCUGCUGGAGAUGAAGGUCCGUGGCUGGGACGGCAAUGAGAGCACCGACCACAUCCAGUGGACUUCACAGGCGCGCUCUUCUACUCCAUCAUCGUCAUCACCACUAUUGGUGAGUCCCUGA
Spodoptera littoralis (African cotton leafworm) is the source of this 787-nucleotide messenger RNA. Lineage: Eukaryota; Metazoa; Arthropoda; Insecta; Lepidoptera; Noctuidae. The record is from the annotation of a GenBank genome assembly.